AUGAAGAGCAUUCUCAUUCUCACUUCGGCGACUCUCGCCGUUGCGCAAACGAGCACAUCCAGGGCUCCCUGCGCAAUUAUCGCGUCUAGACUUGCGGAUCCUGUGGCUUCGGUGGUACCAGCCGUUGAAGCGUUCAACUGCCUGGAUUCUGUGCCUGUCGACACUGAAGGAAACUCCAAGCUCAUCGACCAGCUCAAGCAAGUAUGGCAAUUUCACUCAGAGAUUGGCUGGCUAAAGAACCCUGGAAACGACUGGGAAUAUGGUCCUCUGGACAUCAUGGGCGAGUUGGACGAGAUCAAGUCCAAUCUGGGAUCAUAUGAGAGCGAGUAUGCGGUUCAGUUGGCGAUCCAAAACAUUACAAUCCGCACUGGCAACUUCCAUUUCAGCUACUAUCCCGAUAUACUCCAAAUAUUCAACUUUCAAAGAAGGUUUAGAGUCGCCUCCAUCUCUACAGACGGUAAAGCCCUCCCCAAACUGUACGUUCACGAGGAUGUCGCAGCCCUUACCGAUGGCGACGAUAGCGUUUCCGACAUCAAGUCGAUCAACGGCAUGAAUCCCUACGAUUUCCUCAUGGAAAAUGCCCACUCACAGUACAUCGAUUCGGAUGGGCGGAUGAAUAGGAUGUUUGCCAAGGGUGAUACCGACCACGAUGGUGCGUUUGCGCUUCAAACCAAGUACGAUGGCAACAGCACCGAUGUUGUUUGGACCAACUCGUCAGAAGCGUCCGUCUUGAACAUCGCAGUCAGCAAGUUGAACUUUGAAGGCGUCGUUGAUGGAGAGACCUUCUUCAAGAAGUUCUGUACUGGAGCGCUCACAGGCGCAAAGUCUAGCAGCUCGAGCGACAAGGAGAAAGAAGUCAUUUCCCCUGGUAUCCUUGGUCCUGUGCCUACCAUUCCUAUCGGCACCUACCAUCUCGGCCCCCGAGCCAAACGUCAGAAUAUCCCCUCUAUUGGAGCAUAUGCCAGUGCUGUUGCCGAGGCCAAAACCGGUACCGUCGCCGGGUACUUCUUGACAGGCAGCGGUUUCAGUGAUGUUGCUGUUCUCAAGAUUAUUUCCUUUAGCAACCCCGACGAAACCAAGUUCACCGAAACUGACUUCAAUAACGACUUCCAAGCUACAAUUGAGUCUUUUCUCCAGAAAUGCAUCAGCGAGAACAAGCAGAAGCUCAUCAUUGAUCUCCGCGAGAACGGCGGAGGCAACGCCAACCUUUUGAUCGAUGCUUUCAUGCAACUCUUCCCUGACAUGGAUCCAUUCUCCGCACAAAGAUACAGGACUACCGAAGCGUUCACUAAAAUUGGAGAUGCUAUUAACGAGGUGUACACUAACUCCGAACUUGCCAACAAGUUUCAGACCGGCUUUGAUAUAGACAUUCAGAAAGUUGAAAUCUUCCGAUACUGGGCCUGGUGGCACUUCCGUACUGCCAAGGGCAACAAUUUCGACAGCUGGGAUCAAUUCAAUGGACCGCUAGAUUUGAACAAUGACAGGUUCACCACCACCUUCCGUUACAACUACUCCAAUGCGGACCGCCUCUCGAUUCUACCAGAUGGCUUCAACUUCGUUGAAGGCUCUCGACCAACUGCUUUCCAGCCUUCCAAUGUUGUCAUGUUCACAGAUGCACUCUGUGGUUCAUCAUGUGCUUCGUUCCAUGAGGAACUCAAAAACAUUGCUGGCGUCAAAGCUGUCACUGUCGGUGGGCGACCCCAGAACAAGCCCAUCCAAACCAUUACUGGCAGUAAGGGUGGAGAAGUCAUUCCUCUCAUCAACUUUGUUAAAGUAGCAUUUAACGUCCUCAAUGUCUCCUCUACCAUUGGCCUCACUUCUGUCAAGAGCGAUGAUGACUCCAUCACCGCCGUUGCUGACGUGCCUAAUGUCGCCAUCCGUGUCGGCGACUCCUCAUCUCGGGCUCAGUCCCAAGAUCAGGUUCGCAAGGGUGACAGGACCGCAACUCCUCUGCAAUACAUCUACGAAGCAGCUGAUUGCCGCAUCUUCUACACUGCCGAAUCCUACGCUAAGCCUGUUGAGGCCUGGAAGCAGGUCUGGUCCGCGCACUUGGACAACAGCAAGUGUGUGGAGGGCUCUACCGGCCAUAAAAGCAGUAUCAGUGGCGGGUACAAGCCAUACGGUUCAACUCAGCUCAAUUCGGAGGAUGAGCCACCCGGUUCUGGAUCCGACUCUGGGAAAAAUGCUGCCAACUCUAUCAAGCAAGAACCGUUGGGCAUAGCGCUUCUCGCUGUCUUAUUAGCGCUUAUAAUAUAG
This is a messenger RNA of Colletotrichum truncatum, 2256 nucleotides long. RefSeq names its product peptidase s41 family protein. NCBI's taxonomy places the organism in Eukaryota, Fungi, Ascomycota, Sordariomycetes, Glomerellales, Glomerellaceae. Gene Ontology annotation, molecular function: serine-type peptidase activity. The record is from RefSeq and is a predicted model, not a curated record. Gene Ontology annotation, biological process: proteolysis.